AUGACCAGCGUCGCCGAGCACGCGUGGCGCCACGACUGGGACGCCGUGCGACGCUGCGUCGAGGCCGGCGCUGACGUCAACGCACCCUUUUUUGGCAAGACGGCGCUGCACUGGGCGGCGUACCACGGCGAGAACGCGACGCUUGCCGCGCUUGCUGCCGCGCCCGCGAUUGAGAUUGAUGCGCGCGACCUCGAGAAUGCCUGCACGGCGCUGCACUGGGCCGUGCUCAAGAGCAACCUCGAGGCUGUCAAUGUCCUCCUCGCCGCCAACGCCAACGCGCACGCCGUGACGCAGGACGGCCAAACGCCGCUGCAGCUCGCGAUCGCUACCAAUGCGCACGCGAUCGCCGACCGCCUCCAAGAGGCCAUGCACACGCUACCGGCCAAAGACGCGCUCGACGGAAAAGGCAGCGCGCGGCUCAGCUUUAUCCGCACGGGCGACGUCGCCCGUGUCCACGAAUGGCUCGCGCAGGCCGCCGACAUCGAGAGCCGCGACGACCGCAAGGUGACACCACUGAUGCUCGCGGCUGCGGGCGGUCACCACACGAUCGUCGAACUUCUUUUGGAGCGGGACCCGGACGUUGACGCUACGGACGCGAUGGGCCGGACCGCGCUCAUGUACGCAGCGCUGAGCGGCCACCCGAUCAUCCUGGACAUGCUCCUCGGCCACUUUGCCGAUAUGGACGUGGUCGACAAUGACGGCGCCUCGGUGCAGCUGCUCUUGCACGCGCAGCUCUCGGACAAGAGCCACGCGGCGUCGGAGCUCGCGCGAUUCCAGCGCUGCCUCUCGACGCUGCAAAAAGAGGCUCAGUACCGAGAGACAUCGACCGCCUACCGCAUGAAGGUCCGCGCGUCGAUCCUCAAGCGCAUGGAACAAGGGUUUCUCGUGCCGUUUGCUUUUACAACGUACUAG
Molecule: messenger RNA, 912 nt
Organism: Saprolegnia parasitica CBS 223.65
Lineage: Eukaryota; Oomycota; Saprolegniomycetes; Saprolegniales; Saprolegniaceae
Exons: 8
Coding region: 1-912 (303 amino acids)
Molecular function (GO): protein binding
Source: RefSeq, a predicted model, not a curated record